Lizanozyma spartinae is the source of this 1017-nucleotide messenger RNA. It is a transcript of the gene DAL2, whose product is annotated as allantoicase. The transcript has a single exon. The coding region runs from base 1 to 1017 and encodes 338 amino acids. Gene Ontology annotation, biological process: allantoin catabolic process. The record is from RefSeq and is a predicted model, not a curated record. Lineage: Eukaryota; Fungi; Ascomycota; Pichiomycetes; Serinales; Debaryomycetaceae. Gene Ontology annotation, molecular function: allantoicase activity.
AUGGCUACUAAAUCUGUUUCCCUCGAAGAAUUUAAAAAAGAAAUUGUCCUUUCAUAUACUGAUGUCAUUGGAGAAAAGCUUGGAGGUAAAGUACUCAAGUUUUCUGAUGAAUGGUUUGCUGCGGCUGAAAACUUGAUCAAACCAAAGGACCCUAUAAGAGAGGCUAAUCGUUUCACUCAUGCAGGUGCUUGGUAUGAUGGAUGGGAAACUAGGAGACAUAACACCGAACCAGCAGAUUAUGUUAUUUUCAGAUUGGGUGUUAGUUCUGCUAAAUUGAUAGCUGCUGAAAUUGAUACUGCUUUCUUUAAUGGUAAUCAUGCUCCUGAUAUUUCUGUUGAAGCAGCUCUUUUGAAGGAUGAUUCUGAAAUAGACACUACUGAAUGGACUACUAUCAUUGAUAAAGUAGAAUGUGGACCUUCUCAGAGACAUUUCUUCAUCAGAAAAGAUGGCCUUACUACAGAUAACUUUACCCAUGUUCGUUUACAGAUGUACCCUGAUGGUGGUAUUGCUCGAUUCAGAUUGUAUGGUCAAGUGAUCCCCAUUUUACCUCUGGAUUUAAGCACUUUAGUCGAUACUGCUAGUGCUAACCAAGGUGGUGUAGCAGUUGCUGUUAGUGACCAACAUUUUGGUUCUGCUGACAACUUAAUUUUGCCAGGUCGUGGUGUUGACAUGGGAGAUGGCUGGGAAACCAAGAGAUCAAGAGAACCGGGACACACUGAUUGGGCUAUAAUAAAAUUAGGUGCUCCAACUAUCGCGAAGAAGAUAAUCAUAGAUACUGCUCAUUUCCGUGGUAACUUCCCUCAACUGGUGGUUGUCAAGGGUAUUUUCAGUUCUGAAAAGACUCCAGCACAUGAUGACUCUAAAUGGGUGGAAUUGGUUCCCCAGUCCAAAACCGGUCCUGAUAAAGAACAUACUUAUGAGGUUACCAACUCUGAUAAGAUAACUCAUGUGCAAUUAAUCAUUAUCCCUGAUGGAGGAGUCAAGAGAGUUAGGGUUUUAGGCAACAUCUCUCCAUAG